Molecule: messenger RNA, 1206 nt
Organism: Phragmites australis (common reed)
Lineage: Eukaryota; Viridiplantae; Streptophyta; Magnoliopsida; Poales; Poaceae
Product: chromatin remodeling protein EBS-like
Exons: 5
Coding region: 149-799 (216 amino acids)
Molecular function (GO): chromatin binding
Source: RefSeq, a predicted model, not a curated record
AUGCAAAAUUACCGAAGCACCCCUCGCUCCGCAGUCUCCUCCUCGUCCGUCGGAACGGGAGCCGUGGUCGUUCCCCUCCUCGGCUCCUCCCCUUCCCUUCAUCCCCAACCACGUCGCUAGGGUUUCCUCCCAAUCCAAUCCCUCCGCCAUGGCCAAGACGAAGCAGGGUAAGAGGGACGUCGAGACCUACACCAUCAAGGGCACCAACAAGGUCGUCCGAGUGGGGGACUGCGUGCUUAUGCGGCCGUCGGACACGGACAAGCCGCCGUACGUGGCGCGGGUGGAGGCGAUGGAGUCGGACGGCCGCGGGGGCGUGCGGGUGCGGGUGCGGUGGUACUACCGGCCGGAGGAGGCCAAGGGCGGCCGCCGGCCGUUCCACGGCGCAAAGGAGCUCUUCCUCUCCGACCACUUCGACACGCAGAGCGCGCACACCAUCGAGGGGAAGUGUGUCGUUCAUUCCUUCAAGAACUACACCAAGCUCGACAACGUCGGGCUCGAGGACUUCUACUGCCGAUUCGAUUACAAGGCUGCCACCGGCGCAUUCACCCCUGACCGUGUCGCCGUGUAUUGCAAGUGUGAGAUGCCGUACAACCCGGAUGACCUCAUGGUGCAGUGCGAGGGAUGCAAAGACUGGUUCCAUCCUUCCUGUAUGGGAAUGACCAUUGAGCAGGCAAAAAAGAUAGAUCAUUAUAUGUGCUCAGAUUGUGUUAAAGAAAAUGGUGGAAAGAGACCUUCAAAUUCAUACUCAGUUUCACCAAACUCUGAUUCUAAGCUUGAACCAAAAAGGAGGAAGAGGUGACUGCUGUAACAGGAUCCAUCCCUGGUGAGGAACGUACUGUUUAGGGCUUCGGCUCUUCGAUGCUGGUGCAGAUUCAAGAUGUGGAGAUGUACGCUGCAAGAGGAGCCAGGCCAUUUGUAGGACAAUUGUGUGACUUAUCAUUCUGCUGUAUCUUGGGGACUUCUCCUGUAGCUUAGACAUUAGCAUGGGUAGAUUAAUUCUCCGCCGCUGCCCGACAUGAUCAACUGCUUGAGGCGGGGAAACAAGUCAAGAAACGUAGAAUGUUGCUGACUUGCUCGGUGUAACCCUUGUGUGGAGUAUCAGUGUGUGUUAACAUAUUCCCCUGCAGGAAACGUUCCCCAUGUGAACGAUGAACUGAUGAUAUCUUGACUGUUGUUUCAUAAAUUAAUUAGAUGUCUUGAAGAGUU